Messenger RNA from Lactuca sativa (garden lettuce), 1155 nucleotides. RefSeq lists its product as uncharacterized. The record is from RefSeq and is a predicted model, not a curated record. NCBI's taxonomy places the organism in Eukaryota, Viridiplantae, Streptophyta, Magnoliopsida, Asterales, Asteraceae.
AUGCCAAAAUACGCCAAAUUUCUCAAGGAGCUUCUAACUAACAGAAGGAAUAUGGAAGAAGUGAAGAAGGUGGUCCUAAACGAGAACUUUUCAGCUGCUAUGUUGAACAAACUUCCUAAGAAGAAAGGAGAUCUGGGAAGUUUAACAUUGCCAUGUCAAUUUGGAAACUUGGCUACCAUUUAUGCACUAGCUGAUUCAGGGGCAAGUGUGAACCUCAUGCCUUAUUCAUUUUUCAAAAAUUUAGAUCUCCCCGAGCCAAGACCCAUUCGCAUGGCAAUCCACCUAGCAAACAAAACGGUUACAUUUCCUAGGGGAAUUUGUGAAGAUCUUUUGGUGAAGGUGGAAAAGUUCGUGUUCCCUGCGGACUUUAUAGUUCUAGACAUGGAAGCGGAUCCCCAAGUCCCGAUCAUAUUAGGAAGACAUUUUCUCAAUACAGCAAGCGCUAUAGUCGACAUGAGAGAUUCUAAACUUAUCCUUCGGGUAGGAGACGAAUCAGUCACUUUCGGAGUCGAUCAAGCCAUGAAGCAUGCAAGGAUUAGUGAUGACACGGCGUUUUCAAUCGACAUGUUGGAAGAUUGGAAUGAAGAAAAGCCAAGCAAGUCCACCGUUUCAUUUGAAGAAGAGUUUGAUGCUGAAAGGGACCUGAUGGAGUUAGAAAGAUUGCUCGAGGAAGCUGAGUAUGACGAUCUGAUCAGAAGUGCAGAAAAACCGACUCACCGAGUAGCCUCGACCGACUCGGCGAGUCCAGUCGAAGAACCCCGUACAGUCGCGAAAAUUACACUGGAAUCGACGAGUCCCCUUACUGGACUCGAUGUGUUCAACAUACAGAACACAAAAACUGAGCUCAAGGCACUACCAUAUUACUUGGAGUACGCAUUUCUUGAAGAUGGCCAGCAAAAACCUGUAAUUAUAGCUGUUGAUUUGGCCAAACAUGAGAAGGAGAGCCUUGUGGGUGUACUAAAGAAGAGGCAAGGUGCUAUAGCAUGGAAGAUAACCGACAUAAAGGGAAUUAGUCCAGUCUAUUGUUCCCACAAAAUCAACUUAGAAGACGGAUCAAAAGAUGUAAAGAAGACUCAACCCGAACAUGCAAGAAGUUGUGAAAAAGGAGGUAAUGAAAUUACUAGAUGCUGGAAUCAUUUAUUCGAUCUCCGAUAG